CCCAAACAGGUUUUUCUUUUGUUUACCGGGGUUAACGACACGUCCUUGGCAAAUGUCACAUAAGCCUAAAUGGCCUCUACGGACAGAAAAGAUGAGAUUUGCAGCCCCUUUGUUCCACGACGCGACGCAGUGAGGAAAACAAGUGCAGAGAUUGUCAGUGAAGCCAGAAGGUCCCUGCGAGUCCAAUCCACCCAGCGACCAUUUACUCCCCGAGAUGGACACAGGCAACUGUUUGGAAAAAGCUCUGCUCGGGCCGACUGCGACAGCAGACCUCCAUCUACCUUUAGUCUUCAUGCCCAAAAUUUUAAUGCACCUGACUCGAGGCCAGGUUCAGGGACACGCCUCUCUCCUUUAGACCAUAAGCCAAAGUUUCCAGUCCCCUUUGAUGCUGAGGAUCCCUUCAAGGCUUUUCCCAAGACCCCCAGUGCCCCACUGGAAGGGAAGAAGGGGCUGCCAGGGACGCGGGCACGCCUCCUCCGCGCUGGAUCUCUCACCGCGUUGUCUCCUGUAGAAGGACACAAAGAUAUGAAAGAGCGAUUCAAUCCAGGCCCAGGACAAAAGCAGCCGUCAGCUAAACGACUCCCCAGAACAGACCACACCGAGGUCUGCAGUGGUCCACACAAACCAGGCCCACGAAGAACAGCAAGUGAAAGUAGAAUAAAGCAGCCUGGUGUUGACUCAGGCGUUAGACUCACGGAGUGCACAGCAGGACGGAGAACAGAGCUGGGGUACGGAGACAACACAACAAGCACAGAGGAGGAUGCAGAGUCAUUGGUGUGGAAUAAUAUGAUUGCCCCUCGUCUCCAACAACUAGAGAGUGUGGCUGCAGGCAGCUCCGAGGACUCGGUGGACCGACUGUGUGAUCUGUGUGACGGUCUCCAUGGCACCUUGGCAGAAGCGGACAUGCUCGGCCGACGCUGUAAGAGGAGGUCAGGGAUACUUCGAACACUGUUCCGCCUCAUCGACCUCGACUCUGCCCAGCUCAACCUGCACAUCGCCAAGCUCAGCCUCGCUCUGUGUGUCAGUGGAAACAACCUGCUCAACAUCUGUAAGCUCAUCUUCCAGAUCAGCCGCAGUGAAAGCAACGACAUCCUCUUCCAGAACAACUCUAUCACAGACUGCAUUCUGGGCAUUUUGAGCAACGAGGAUGUGUUCUCAUCUGGAGAAGCUCUGCUGUACUGUGUUGGGACUCUGAAAUUUAUCUCAGGAAACAGUGCAAUCCUCAGACUCCUGCUGGACAAGAACUGCGUCGGUGUGGCUCAGAAACUCAUCCAGAGGCUUUGCACAGCUCAAGACACCAACUUCACAAUAGCCGGGCACAUCCUCGUACAGCUGACAGCGACCUUGAGGAAUCUUGCAGAUCACCCUGACUCCCGUCCACUCUUCAUCUCCUUCUCUUUACUGUCGGAGCUCUGUGUGGUGCUGCGUCAUCACCGCAAGGACCCGGACAUCUGCACCAACAUUUCCAGAAUAUACAGUAAACUCUCCUCUUACUCGGAGUGCCGCCUCGCUCUGGCCCAGACCCCCGACUGCUACCAUCUAUUUUUAGAACUGCUGAACCAACAUCACCAAAAACAGGAUCUUGUCGUGCGCCUUCUUUUCACCCUCGGGAACCUCACAGCCAAGAGCGACGAGGCUCGAUGGCAGUUCUUUCAGUGCGACGGCUGCAUGGACACACUGCUGCAGCUGUACGACACCUACCAGCGUCGGGAAGACUCAUCACACACACAACCACAGAAAGGUCCCCCUUCCCACGGCGAGCCUCAGGCCCCUCCGGUGAAAGUGCAGCAGGACGAGGACGUGCUGGUGAAGCUGGUCAGGGUGCUGGCAAACAUGUGCAUCCACCCGGCUGUAGGUCCAGCUCUGGCAACCAACACAACCUGCAUUCAGCUGCUGAUGGAGACACUUGAGCUGAGGUGUGUGCAGGAAAGCGAGGAGCUAAUGGUGAAUGUGGCUGCCACCAUCAACAACCUGUCCUUCUACCAGGAGGACAGCUCUGUGUUCAGACGCAGUCAACUCACCAUGGCAAAGUUGAUGUUGAAGUUGGUGCUCUGCUCCAGCAUGGACGCCAUGCUGGAGGCCACCCGUGUAUAUGGAAAUUUGUCACAGUUCAAGGAUGUACGGGACUUCAUCAUGCAAAACAAAGUGCACCAGUUUGUAGUGACACUGCUCGACUCAAAAAGCGCUGAGAUGUGUAUUUCAGCCUGCGGGGUCCUCACCAACCUGGCCCAGGACCCUCCCAACAGGGCCCGCCUCUCAGUGGAGGGGGCUUUAGCCAAGCUUGUGGACUGUCUGAGGGACUUCGAACCAGGUGACUGGCAGCUGGCGGGUCAGGUCUGUCAGGCGCUGUGGAACAUGAUCAGCGGCGGCUCAGAAAGGCUGCUGAACACACAGGAGAGAGAGUCACUGCUGGAGAUCCUCACGGCAUACUUAGAUGAAGAUGAGGCUCUGAAGUGGAUAGAGAAUGAAGACAUGAGGGACUUCAACAAGGCAUGCUGGGAGUUAGAGUUCCUUCCCGUCGCUCAAAAACUGAUGAAGACACUCCGGCCUCCUGACCAGACAACCUGACAAAAUGGGACAUGGAGUUAAGAGUUUCAUGUGUCAUAGAAACCUUAGUAUCAGUCUCUUAAAUACCUAACCCAGAGUCCACAUAUCAGCUGUUAAACACUUACCUCCAGUGGCUGUAAAGGUCUGCAGUUUCUUUUUCAAAGGAGGAAACAGGUGAUGUCAGUCACAGUGAAUUCUAAAGCUAUUUUUCAUGAUACAAUAAGCUUUUAACAGCCUGUUGUUAGGCCUACACAUGGUCAGUGUGUCACAUUCAAAACAAUAGAUUUCAGGUUGUUGAUAAAUGUAAUUAUGCAACAAAUUAGAAGCAGGGCGAAUCUGUUUUAAAAUGACCUUGUGUCAAUUUUGUACACUUAAAAAAUAACAUCUUCAUUUAUUUAUUUUCUUCUCUCUAUUCAGCUAUUUUUUGUUUAGAUUUUUUUUUACUUUUAGCUAUUUUUAUGCACUUUAGUUCCUGUAAAUCUUGCAGAAGCCUUAACUGCUGGGUAUUUUCACAUGUACAGGGAUCAUUUAUUACAAGCUCUUUGCACAUUUAUGUAACAGACUUGAUCUGCUCUGUAAGCUCCCUGUGUUGUAAAGGAUCUUUUAUGAUAAUGA
Molecule: messenger RNA, 3162 nt
Organism: Anoplopoma fimbria (sablefish)
Lineage: Eukaryota; Metazoa; Chordata; Actinopteri; Perciformes; Anoplopomatidae
Gene: armc2
Product: armadillo repeat containing 2
Exons: 18
Coding region: 70-2568 (832 amino acids)
Biological process (GO): sperm axoneme assembly; cilium organization
Molecular function (GO): protein binding
Source: RefSeq, a predicted model, not a curated record